GCGCUCAAGAAGAGGCGCGAGGAGGCACCCGCCGCCCAGGGCGGCGGCGGAGGCCGCCCCGGCAGGAGCCGGAGCAAGGAGCGCCAGGAGGAGGAUGAAGAGAGUCCGCAGAACAACCCGGAGAACGAGGAUGAGGACGACGACCGCCAGUCCGCGAAGUCCGACGGCGGCGACGCAGCGGGG
Messenger RNA from Prorocentrum cordatum, 183 nucleotides. Lineage: Eukaryota; Dinophyceae; Prorocentrales; Prorocentraceae. The record is from the annotation of a GenBank genome assembly.